Messenger RNA from Arachis stenosperma, 522 nucleotides. RefSeq lists its product as uncharacterized. The coding region runs from base 1 to 522 and encodes 173 amino acids. The transcript has a single exon. The record is from RefSeq and is a predicted model, not a curated record. Gene Ontology annotation, biological process: telomere maintenance; DNA repair. Gene Ontology annotation, molecular function: DNA helicase activity. Lineage: Eukaryota; Viridiplantae; Streptophyta; Magnoliopsida; Fabales; Fabaceae.
AUGAUAAGUAAGUAUUGUUACGAAGCUUUAGAUAAAUGCCUCAGAGACAUCUUAAGGUGCUCAGAUUCGUAUAAUGCUCAUUUGCCAUUUGGAGGUAAAGUUGUUGUUCUCGGAGGAGAUUUUAGACAAAUUUUACCUGUGAUUCCCAAAGGCUCAAGGCAAGAUAUAAUUCAGUCUUCUAUUAAUUCUUCAUAUUUGUGGCAUAACUGUAAGGUUUUGAAGCUUACAAAAAAUAUGAGAUUGUCACUAGGUGAAAACAACAACAUACAAGAACUCAUAAAUUUUGCAGAAUGGCUACUCAAAAUUGGUGAUGGUUUAGCUGGUGAUACAACAGAUGGUGAAUCGAUCGUUCAUAUACCAUCUGACAUUUUGAUUAAGAACUCUGAGACAGCUUUGGAUGACCUCAUUGAUUUCGUGUAUCCAAAUAUGUUAUCUAAUUUAUCCGUUGAAAAUUAUUUCAAGGAUAGAGCAAUUCUUGCACCAACUUUGGAUUUUGUGUCACUGAUGUCAACAACAAGAUGA